Messenger RNA from Prorocentrum cordatum, 1668 nucleotides. The record is from the annotation of a GenBank genome assembly. Lineage: Eukaryota; Dinophyceae; Prorocentrales; Prorocentraceae.
AUGGCUCUUGGAGCCUCUCCCAACUUCGUCCGGCUCUUUUUCCUUUCAGCGGCCACGUGGAGUUCAUCAAUUUCUAUUUCAGUCGCAGGAGGUAACGGAAGAGUGCGUCGCCAUCGUGACAUUGCGAUGCCGGAGCUACAUAUGGACCAAAUUGAUGCGGACGUUGCGCAGCAGAAUGCCGAUGCAAACGCCUUUAUUGAGUACGCGAGUUCAUCAUGGAGCGAACAGCGGUCUCGAUCAUUCGUAGAGAGACUAUUGGCAACCUAUAACAGUGAUGGGCCCACCGCACAAGAUAUGAAAGAUGCUAAGAAAUAUUUCUACGAUACGCAUCCAACAUUCAAGCCCGACGAAGGCGUUGAUGUGGCGGCUUUGCAUGGGCUAGACGAACGGAUUUUGACGCGAACAGCCAUUGAGGCAUUGCCAGAACCGACCAAGAUUCUGCGUGGAGACACUGACAACGGUGGUCAGCAGCUGAUUGGUCUUACUGAUGUUCAGCUGGACGACAACGUUGGUUGGCAGCCUUUGGUCGACUGGUUUGAUAAGAACCCAGAGGGUACCCCACUCGUCGCAAUGGGAUACUGGGAUGUCACCUUCGACCCACAUCUUGCAGGUUCAAUGCAUGGUGUCAAGCGGACGGAAUUUCAUCCUGCGGAUCGGAUGACAAUGCUGGGUCGCAAGUGGCAGGAAGCGAAACCCCGCAUGAAUGGUCGGACUUUUACCCUCUAUGCAGGAACCGAUGAGAACUGGGGGCUGUUUUCAACGUGGUAUCCCAAUCGCACGAUUACUUGGCAGAAGCCGUCUGACAGAUUUUAUACAACAGUUGAGAGAUUCUUGGACUGUCCUGAGGUAAAUCUUGUCUUCCACAGGCAACACUUUAAUCUGGAAGCGGAUUUCACCCACCCGAAAAUCGUGCCAGUUCCGCUAUCGACGAAGGACGGCGGAUAUGACAACGAUCCUGUCUUCCUUGAGCUUCGCAAGCCAGAGGCAAAGACUGAGCUGAAAACAGCAUGGCUCGGUAUGUAUAGUUCCGAGUGGGGCGGCCGAUUCAGGAUCCUUAAUGACUUCAAAGUUCGUUACGGAGAUGACUUGUCGACUGUGGAGAAGGUGAAAGAAACUAUGCGUCUCCGACACCCGCACGAUAAGGCCCCUGCGCGUGUUGACCAAGCCGCGUAUUUGGCAGGUCUCCGGGGUAAUCGUUUCCAGCUUUGUGUAGCGGGGCUUGGCUUUGAUACUUACAGGCUGUGGGAAUCCCAAAGAGUCGGCACCAUACCAAUUGUUGAGCGAGGCUUCGGCUUUGAUCGGCUGAUGACACGGCUGCCGGUCCUGAUCGUAGACGACUUCGACAAUCUGUCAAUGAGUUUUCUCCAGGCGAUCUAUCCGUAUUACUUGAAACACGCAAAAGACUACUUGUGGCAGGUGCACGAAUUCGAAUUCUGGCGUCGCGCGAUGAAGUCGCAAACCCUGGAAGAUGCACUCAAGGAGUUCCCUUUCCCAUCACUUCCUCCGUAUUACCGACCGUACGAGACGCCGUGCCCUUCGAGAAUGCAUUUGGUACAGGUCAAUUGCCCCAGGGCCGACACGCUUGGGUCGUGCACUACCUGCAAGCUGAGCAGACAAGCGGAGCUAGAAGAUGAAAUUGCAGCUAGGAUUAGCAGACAUCGGAGCUAG